CAGAAACCACCAACAACCGCAAAAGUUUGGAACGAGAGCCUCCACUGGGGUAGAUGGCUUAACCCGGGCUGCGGCCUGUCACAGUAGUAGUAGCUAUUUAGUCGUCGAACAGCUUUUAGUUAUUCCAACCAGUUGCUCGGUCGGCAGUGUGACUUGGUGCGACUCCUUCAGUUUUCUCAGCUGUGGUGUGUUUUUCGCAUCUGCAUGUUGUGGCGUAGCAUCAGAAUCGUUGUUAAUUAGUUUGGAUUUUUCGGGAGAAACCUGACGAUCGCGCAUUGCACCUCGGAGAAUGGUUUGAAGUGUGAAGUCCGAGUUGUUCAGAGGUGAUCGGAAACUAGGCUACAGGGUCCCCGGGGUUUCAAGUUGAUCAAGGGGAUUUUUUUCUGCCACCUUAUCCAUGCCAACCAGAAGAUCGUGUUCCGAAGAGGCAAUUGAAGAAACACAGCUCCGGAAACGGUACAAGUUUUUUUCAUUUCUUGUUUUUACUUCGACAACCGUGUGCCUGUCCAGCGAAGUCUUUUGCGAAACGAGAUCCAAAGGAAACGGUCGCGCGCGCUCCUCGUGGUACAAAACAGAAGAUAUGUUAUCUUCAACAGUCGAAUUGCAAUCGUGAUAACAACGUUUAAGAGAAGAGUGACAGAUAAUCAAUAAAGUGAGUGAGGUAAAAAGUGAAGAAAAAAAAGUCGCAACGAAACGUAGCAAAGGAAAAUUGUUACAAAUUCAGAGUGUGUCCCAAGUCUUCGGAGAAAGAGGCCCCAGUGCAUGUGUCUUUGUGCAAAAGCUCCUUGAGGUUUCCUUCGCGGUGGAAAAAGUGUUCGAGAAGGCCUUGCCAGGGAGAAGAGUGACAACGGUAAGAAGAAAAGUGAUUGGCGCAGUGCGUUUCAUGUAUGCGAUCAAGAUCCUCAACAUACUUUGCGACAGCGAAGGAAUGCUUGAUAAAAUAAAAAUAUAAGCAGCAGAAAUAAAUGCCACGGCAAAGAAGAAGAAUAACACACAACCGUGAAGUGCAAGAAGCUUGAAUGAAAACAAGAAAAGAGAGUAUAAAAUAUUUAUAUAAAAAUUAAGCAGAAGAAGCGAAGAGAUAAUCAAAACGCGACAACCAGUUGGAGCAAAACGCGAAAUAGCCAAGAAGAGUACGAAGAAGGAGAAGAAGAAGCAAUCAGCGAUCGAACGAGUGAACAUAGUUGGCUUGGCAAAAGAUAAAACAAACCAACUGCGGGCGCAUUUCCGAGAUCUUAACGGUAGGAUCUUGCUUAAGGUCGCCUUCCUACCCCUCUCCGAUCCCACGAUCCCGAACAAGAGGGGUGAAAUUCGGAUUGCCUGAGCUCGGCCUCGAAGAGAGAUAAUAAAUAUUUUUCUUAGGCUCGUGGUUGUUUCGUGGUAAUGACAACUUGUAAGCGUUUUCGAAUCUUGACCAGUGUCACCUUAAUCGCGCUGAUUAUCAUCAUCUCGCGACGGCAGUGUCAUUGUUGUUGUGUUGGUGGAUCUCUGGUCAGCGAUCAGUGUUAUUGUGCUUGUAGUGGUGAAUGUUGUGACGGGCGUUCGAAUAGCCGUAUGUUGUGCAACGCGAUUUAAGUGGAACGUGCGUAGGUGUUUCGGAAAACCUAGUCCUGAUUGCAGUGUUGUUCAUGCUUCUGGGGGUCUUACGGUCAUCGUAUGUUCUCUUGGUAGUGACCCAAGGCUUUGUAGUUUAGUUUUACACGAAGUGUUGAUUUUCCAAUUGCAUAACUUGAAAAAGCAAACAAAGGAGCAGCGGACAAUACAACUCGGCCUACCGUUUUUUUGAGGAUAUUUCUUGUCAACCGAAAUAAGCUGCAAACACGAACAUGCACGCGUGGCUUUAUGUCCUCGCGGUGCUGGCGAUUCUACAGGGUGUAACGCAAGUCGCUAGCACCGGCGAUCAACCAUCAUCAUCCUCCACCUCCUCCUCUUCCUUCUCCUCAUCGUCGUCGUCGUCAGCAUCCCUCAUUAGCAUCAGCAACAACAGUCCAGAUGAGCAACGAGCACCAGCAGCAGAUCGUAGGCCGUCGUCAAGUGAUGGUAGUGUGGCGAAAAGUGAGUCAACGAUGGACGAAGAUAGUUUAGAACGACCGGCGGCCGGUGAGCUGCACCUGCAGCUAGAUCCGGUCGAAAACGCGGAAGAAGAAGAAGAUGCGGUGGGCGGAGAUAGUGAUAGUGAUAACAGUCUAGAUAUUAGUGAUAACAGAAGCAGUAGCAGUAGCAGUCAUGGUAGUCAUAGUAGUGAUAGUGAUAGCAUUAGCACCAGUAAGCCCGAUCCUGAAACGCUAGUCGAAAUCGAGAAGAAUCUCCUAAGUCUGUUCGGUUUUCCCAAGAGACCAAAAAUUGAUAGAUCUAAGGUGGUGAUACCGGAGGCGAUGAAGCAGCUGUACGCCCAGAUCAUGGGCCACGAUCUGGUCGACUCCGUCAACGUGCCAAAGGAGGGCCUCAACACGCGCAACGCGAACACGGUGCGGAGUUUCACGCACGAAGAAAGCCAUAUAGACGACCGCUUCAAGCAUCACCAUCGCUUCCGGUUGAUGUUCAACGUGUCCAACAUCCCUCGAAGCGAGAAGCUGCGGGCAGCUGAACUCACACUGAACCGUGACGCCAUCGAGGAUCUUCGGGCACGAUCAGUCCAGCAUCAGAUCCUGGUGUACGACAUUGUCCGGCCGGGAGUCAAGGGCAAACGUGCUCCCUCCUUCCUGCUGAUCGAUUCCAAAACCGUGAAAAUAAACGAAACGAGCUCGAUCAGUGUUGACGUUCUGCCGGCCGUCGACCGAUGGCUGCGAUCACCCAAACAGAACCACGGUCUCUUCAUCCAGGUCACCAGCAAGAGCAAGCGAAAACCACAGUCCACGCCAGAACACCACCACGUGCGACUGCGACGAAGUAUAGACGAAAGUCACGACAAGUGGUCCCACAAGCAGCCGCUGCUGUUCACCUACACCGACGAUGGUCGACACAAGCAGCGGCCUAUUCGGGAUGCCAUCAGCAACGCCAACCGAGCCCGGCGGGCGCCAAUGCGAAAUCGACGAAGAAAGAACGGCAGCGAAACCUGCCAGAGGCGACCCCUCUACGUGGACUUCAGCGACGUGGGAUGGAGCGAUUGGAUCGUCGCGCCACCUGGCUACGAAGCGUACUACUGUCACGGAGACUGUCAGUUUCCCAUCGCUGACCAUCUCAACACGACGAAUCACGCGAUCGUGCAAACGUUGGUCAACUCGAUCAACCCCAGCCUGGCACCGAAGGCGUGCUGCGUCCCCACGCAGCUCUCGUCCAUCUCGAUGCUCUACCUGAACGAGCAGAACAAGGUCGUCCUGAAGAACUACCAGGACAUGACUGUAGUCGGAUGCGGAUGUCGUUGAACCACAUCUCACAUUGUACAUUUCACAAAAACCCCUGUAUUAUAGCAACGUAUCCUCUUAAAGAAGAUACCGACAAAGUAUAUAGAUAUACAAACUAGAUUCGAUGUUGAACCGGCCGGGCCGUAGCUUACACAACUCAACCUUCUUAUCUAAUGUCAUGUAAAUUUUUCUACUUAUAAGUGAACAAAGAGGUUAGGAAACGAUCGAAGUCGACUGAGUCAAAUGCGUGGAAUCAAAUGAAUGGAUUGAAUGAACGCGUAGAUGCAUGCAUGUGUUGAACGAUUCGGGAAUCCCGCCCGAGAUAGGUGUUAGGCUCCGUAAGCUCUAGGAAACAACCCCAGUGUUGAGAUAUAGAAGGGAACAUACAAAUUGUACAAACAACCAAUCCAAUGUGUGUAUUGCUAGACGAGUGCACGCUUGAUCGGAAAUUGCCACCACUGCGUUGUAACAAAGCCUCCAUGAUGCAACCAGAGAAGGCAGUCCGUGUUAGCCAGAACUCGCAAGCAGAUAGGCAAAGAAACCUGUUUUGUAAAUACGUCUAAUUUAAACCCGCUAGCUAAUACAUAUAUUUAACUGCGACCCAAGCUACCACUGUAUAAAUUGAAAAAGCUACCCCCGAGACACUUACCUUACACACGACGAAUGAAUCACUCUUACCGACCUUUGUGAAGCAGCAACAGCCAGCGGGAUAGGAUUGUGUAAAUUUUUACUCAUAGCCAGCCAGGAGAGCAACUCAGCAGUGCGAAAGAUGGUUGUUUUAUAAUGUAAACGAACAAUAUUUGUUGAAGCAUUAUGUUUUAUUUAUUUACGGUACAGUUAGACAGAGGGCAUAUCCUAGAACGUUGUUUUGACUAGGUUUUAUUGGAGUCGAUUGAGGAUAAUGGAGCAAGUCAAUUUUUGUUGUAAAAAAGAGAAUGAUUGAUAGGGAAACACGGACACCCACACACGCGAGGACAGAAAGAAAAACUUUGUAUUCUAGACGCGAUGCAAGUCCAUUGUUUCAUUGUAAAUUUGUGUAAUAUACUAGUACCUGUAUUUGAGGAAAGUAUUUAUUUAAUAAAUGGCCGAAAAUUGAGAGAGGAAUAAAAUUUGUAAAAUCCGUA
Messenger RNA from Aedes albopictus (Asian tiger mosquito), 4468 nucleotides. It is a transcript of the gene dpp, whose product is annotated as protein decapentaplegic. The transcript is spliced from 3 exons. Gene Ontology annotation, cellular component: extracellular region. The record is from RefSeq and is a predicted model, not a curated record. Gene Ontology annotation, molecular function: cytokine activity; growth factor activity. Lineage: Eukaryota; Metazoa; Arthropoda; Insecta; Diptera; Culicidae. Bases 1827 to 3365 code for a protein of 512 amino acids.